Arachis duranensis is the source of this 2148-nucleotide messenger RNA. RefSeq names its product BTB/POZ and MATH domain-containing protein 5. The transcript is spliced from 5 exons. The record is from RefSeq and is a predicted model, not a curated record. Gene Ontology annotation, molecular function: protein binding. Lineage: Eukaryota; Viridiplantae; Streptophyta; Magnoliopsida; Fabales; Fabaceae. Gene Ontology annotation, biological process: protein ubiquitination. The coding region runs from base 415 to 1800 and encodes 461 amino acids.
UAGUUCGAAAUUUUAUUACUAUCAAUUUUUUAAUUUCAAAAAUUUUCCCCCAAUGACGUCAACCACCGUUACCUCAGAAGUCUCCAGACCGUGACGACUGACGCACCCAAUUCAAUACCAAUCUCAAACCCAAAACUCUUACUCUUUUCUUCUGCCUUCCCAGAAAAAAAAAAAGAAAAACAAAAUUAGAAAAAAAGAGAGUUAAAUUAAAUAAAAGCAAAAUUGGAAUUUAGAUUCCAAAUUCCUCAGAUUCCCCAAAUCCAGUUCACUUUCGUUUUUAUUUCCAUUUCAACUUCAAUUUAAUUUCAUUUCCCGUUCAGAUUGAGCUGAAUUCGUUCUCCGUUGUCGUUUCGUUUCGCACCGAAAUCGCAUGAAUCUGCGAUUCUGAUAGCAGAUAGCUAACAACCAACCGCCAUGGCCGGAACCUCGACGACGCCGGAGAAGUCGGCGACGGCGAUGGCGCUGAUGUCUCCGACGACCUCGCGGUCGGUGACGCAGACGGUGAACGGCUCACAUAAGUUUGUGAUCCAGGGUUACUCUUUGGCGAAGGGUAUGGGAAUCGGAAAACACAUCGCGAGCGACGUUUUCUGUGUCGGAGGUUACCAGUGGGCGAUCUACUUCUACCCCGACGGGAAGAAUCCGGAGGAUAACUCAGCUUACGUUUCGGCGUUCAUCGCUCUCGCUAGCGAAGGAACCGAUGUGAGGGCGCUUUUCGAGCUCACGCUUGUUGAUCAGAGUGGACAGGGAAAGCAUAAGGUCCAUAGCCACUUCGAUCGGUCGCUUGAGAGUGGACCUUACACCCUCAAGUACAAGGGAAGCAUGUGGGGGUACAAGCGGUUUUUCAGACGGUCUGUGCUUGAAACCUCUGAUUUUCUUAAGAACGAUUGCUUGAAAAUCAACUGUACAGUUGGAGUUGUGGUUUCAGCUACAGAUUGUCCGCAACUUCACUCUAUCAGUGUACCAGAGUCAGACAUCGGAUCUCAUUUUGGUAUGCUAUUGGAAAAUAUGGAAGGGUCAGAUGUUACUUUUAAUGUAGCUGGGGAGAAGUUUCCUGCUCAUAAGUUAGUGUUGGCUGCUAGAUCCCCUCAAUUUCGUUCGAAGUUUUUCGAAGGCUUAGAUGCGGAAAAGCGAGAGAUCACAAUAUCAGAUUUAGAACCUAAGGUUUUUAAGGCCAUGCUGCACUUUAUCUAUAGGGAUACCCUUACAGAAGAGGUGGACAUGGUUCCAUCUACCACAUAUAGUGAUUUUCCAGCUUCGGAUACAUUGAAAGGGAAGUUGUUAGCUGCAGCAGACAAGUAUGGCUUGGAGAGGCUUAAACUGAUGUGUGAAUCUUGUCUUUGCAAGGACAUUUGUGUGAGUUCCGUGGCCAAUAUUUUGACUUUGGCUGACAAUUGCCAUGCUACAGAGUUAAAAUCUGUUUGCCUAAAAUUUGCUGCUCAAAAUCUAGCAGCUGUUAUGAGGUCAGAUGGAUUUGAGCAUAUGAAAGAAAAAUGCCCAUGGCUACAGUCAGAGAUCUUGAAGACAAUUGCGGGCUGUGAGAGUGACAAUUGCAGCGGAGGGGAAAAAUCUCAGAGCGUGUGGGCGCAGCUAUCAGAAGGUGGUGACACAAAUGGUGAUCAUGCUGAUAAAAAUGAUAAAGGCAAAGGAGAGGGAAAACCCUUUUCUGUCCAACUUCCCAAUGUUUCAAUGGGUAGUAGUUUAGGAAAAAGAGGUAGACCACUACUAGUGGUAUGCGUAUGCAGGUUUUUGUUGUCAAUGUCACAAGUGAUGUGUAUGUUGCUAGUGCAGAGAAGUCACUAAAAAUGAGCUACCUCUGGAGUAGUAGACUUUUGACACUGAAUAUACUUUUAGAAGUGGAUAAUUGGGUUGCUGGACUAUCGCUCCUGUCUUCGUUCUAGUUAAUUGUGCUAUAUUUUAACCCUCUUAGCAUGUGUUUGUGAGUUUGGGUCUUGAAGGGGAAAAGAGUGAAGGGAAGGGCUUGAGAACCGACUCUGAUUCAGUCAAGUCAUUCGUUUCUCUCCCUUCUAGUUAGGUGGUGUUGUUGUGUACCAUGUACAAAAAAUAUUCAUUUUGUAGCAAUCAUUUUCUUCAUGAUAACAUUAUCACAAUUGGUAGUGACUAGCUCACAACAUUUUAUUUGUACAAUAA